This is a messenger RNA of Brassica napus (rape), 4494 nucleotides long. RefSeq lists its product as uncharacterized. Lineage: Eukaryota; Viridiplantae; Streptophyta; Magnoliopsida; Brassicales; Brassicaceae. Bases 2745 to 3401 code for a protein of 218 amino acids. The record is from RefSeq and is a predicted model, not a curated record. The transcript has 5 exons.
CAAAUCAAAUUUUUAAGUUUUGAUAUUAAAUAUGCCCAAAAAUGUUUUAAAAAAAGGAGAAAGGUUAAAAAAAAGAAGAAAGAAAGAUAAGCUUUUUACCUACAAGUUGGCAAAAUAGCAAAGCUUUUUUACUUUUCUUUUCUCUUUUUUUAGUCUGAUUUUAAAUGUUCACAUAUAUAUAUGUAUAAGAGAUAAGAUAUGUUUCCUAAUGAAUUGGAACAUAAAAAGGGAUAAAAUAAAAUGAGAUAUAUAUUACGUAACAUUCUGAAAUAGGUGAGAGCAAAUUGAGUCAUGCAGAAGGGGAUGUCGUGGCUUUGGAGCUUUCCGCGCUGGCAUUGCCACUUUCUGAUGCCUUUAUUUCUUUAGUUACAUGCUACGAUUAGAAACAUCGGUUAUAAUUUAUUCAUUUAGCAUAUUAAAAGUAAUAAAGAAGCAUGAACAUAGUUAAUAAAAUCACAAAAAAAGAUCCAUUUGAAUUGGAUCCCACCAUAUACAAUAAAUGUUGUUUCAUCAAAUCGUCACCCAUGUGAAUUCACAUGGAGUAUGUACCAUACUGAAUAUAUAUGUAUGAUACAAUUUAGCGGACAUUGUAUUUAGCUAUAGAUGAUUAUAAAUAGGUACAUGUAUUUCGAAAAGUAUAGGUAAAUGAUUAGUUAGUUGUUAAGAUACGAAUGAUUUGGUAGUUGAUGUUUUUUUGGUGAAAGAAAGAAUAUAUGUCACACGACAUCUAAGAUUCAUACAUAUAUUUUAGAAUUUUGAAGUAGGUAAUGUCGAUUAUACAAAGCCUGAAUAGUAUUCGGUGUCUUCUGCUAAACUUUAGUACCUUUAAACUAUAAUCCAUCAUAGUAUUUCUACCGUCACAACCAAUUAGUAUUCAUCAUUUUCGGGGUCCAUGACCUUAGUCGGAUAAGAUAUUUCGACUAUAAUAUACGAGCAGACAAAUACGUAUGUCGACACGUAAUUAUGAGUAAGAAUAUACAUGGUGGGGAUUGGGGAAAUGGUUGAUUGGUCAAAGAAAAGAUUACAAAUAAAGAGAGCAGAAGAUCCAUCAAGAGUUCAAGACACAUGACAGGUCACAUUCAAAUAUGUAAUUAAAUAGUUUCAUGUAAUUGUAACUUUUCUGACGUGUUGUAAUGGAAUUUGACAUUAACAAAAGUAUAUACAUUAGGAAAUAUAAAGGUGAGAGAUACAAUUUGCCUUAGCUUACAAGAAAUAUUUGGUCACUGGAGGAUACCAGGCUUUUCCGGCAUGUAAAUGAGUUGGCCUUGCUAUGCACUCUUGAUUAUGCUUUGUCAGUUCCACGUAGGUUUUCUUAACUACAAGAAAAUACGUUGAUAUUAAAUCAAAAAAUAAUUAUAUAGUUAACUAUACACUAUGAAAAAAUAUGUUGACAAAAAGAACUAUACACUAUGAAAGAAAGAAAAAAACACUAUACACUAUGUUGACUUUGUCGUAAUCAUAAUAUCGCAUGUAUCUUAGACUUAGAGGGAGGGAAGGAGAAAAAAAAAAGAUGUACAUAUAUAAUUCUUUUUUUUUUUGAACGAAUACAUAUAUAAUUCUUAAAAAGAGAAAAUACAGUGUAUAUUCAAGAUGGCUUUAUUCUAAUAGAUUGUUCUUUGUUCUUUGUUCUUACUUCUUACUCUAUUUGAUCAUUGUUGGACAAUUAAGAAUUGAUAGUUCCAGGCUUCUAGUUCUUUCCAGAUCAGAUUAUUUCAUAAUAAUUUGUAAAUUGUAUAUGAAUAAAUUAACACACUUCCUUUAAACACAUGUUUACACUCCUAAAAUACCUCUAGUCACACCAAAACCUUCCUAUAACACUUAGAUCCUCACACAUCCUAAGCUUUUUUCUGGAAAGUGACUAAUACGGCAAAACUUUAGAGCAUCCCGAACGUGUAGUAUCUUCCCUAAGAGUACCUAAUAGUUUUAAUAUUAAUUGUUGUAAUAUAAUUUAAUUAAUAAUUAAACUGUAAACCAGUUACAAAAAAUAAUAAUAAUUAAACUGUAAAUCACAAAAAUACAGGAAGCCAAUCACAAAGUUACACAUGUGACUAGAGUAUCUAACUUUUUUUUGAGGUUCUCAAAUAAUUUUUUUUGAAAAAUGUUCUCAACUAAGUUUAAACAUAAAAUCACGUAAAAACAAAAGUCAACAUUUAGUAUAAAUAAAAUCCAGCACAUACUAUGUCAUCACAUACCAUGUAACGUAAGAGUCCACACUAAAAAUUAAAACCACGCAUGUUAUUCAAUAUGUUCUUUCCUAUAUCUUACAAAUUAGUAUCAUUUUUUUUUCUUUUCUUUUGAACUGAAGUAUCAUUUUCUUCAUUAUGAUCUUUUGAAAUUAUAUUCCAUUUCGUAAAAUAUAUAAAACCAUAUAUAACCCGUAAAUAUUUUGAAUUUUGAUGAAGUUAUACAUAGUCAAUUAUUCUGUUUUUAUAUUUAAAUAAUAAAUAGAAAAGGAAAAAUCUAAACAAGUAAGGAAGAAAAAAAUAAGGUCCACUGAUAAUAAAUGGUAAUAAAACUAAAUACAGAGGUCAAUAUUAAGAAUUAUAUGGAAAAAUAAUAAUCUUUAAAACUAAUUUUGUUUUUUUCCCUUGAAUUUAUUUGUUACCUUCUUUCACAGUUUCAUAUUUAUUCAGAGGUUUCAUUUUAUCUCCUACUCCAUUUUUCAUCUAUCUCUGUAAAAAUCAGAAAUCAUUUCUUAAAAGUUUUUUUUGUUCACUAAUAUUUACUUCUCUGGUGAGAAGAAAAUGUCCUCAAGAGUUAAUUCUAAUUACCAGAGCUUUCUCGCACAUACUUCACCUCUUGUCCCUGUUCAUUAUCAUUCGCAGGUAACUGGAGCGUCAUCUUCUUCAACGGUAGCUUCAGGAGCUGAAGCAAAAGAAGUGAGAAGGCCUCACAUCGUCCUCGGAGAUAUCUGGUCUGCUUAUGAAGAGUUUAGCUGUUAUGGUAAUGAAGUUCCUCUUUCUCUGGAAGGCAUCGACGAAGAUGUUACCUCGUACUAUGCUCCUACACUCUCAGCCAUGCAGAUCUUCACCAUCAAACCCUUCGCUGAUGACGGUGGUUCUUCUUCAAGGUUAGGUUUCUCUUGUCUCUCCCCAGCAUAUUGUGCGAGUUCGUCGAUAGGAGCAAAUGAUAGCUCAAGCUACCUUUAUUUUCAAUACAACGAGCUAGAAUUGCCGCACGAGAGGCACCCACUGACUGCAAAGAUUGAGCUACUGGCUGAGCAGCACAGUGGGUUGCGUAGUCUGACAAGUUCAGAUCUUUCUCCAGAUAGCUGGUUGUCCAUAGCAUGGUACCCCAUCUAUCAAAUUCCAUCAGUGAAAAGCCUGAAGAAGGAGUUAUCUGCUGCGUUUCUAACGUACCAUAAAUUGAAACCAGACUUUCCAGGUACUUUGGUCAUUUGAGAACUAACAUUUAACUUUACAACGCAAUAAGCUCUACUAAAGUAACGUCCCCUAAAACUAUCUUGCACAUAUAGUUCAUGCCCUUUGUUUUUGUUAAGCUGUAUGCUACUUUAGCGAAGGAAGCUAGCUAGAUCCGUAUUAGUGAUAUUUUAUAUGGCAACCACAUUAUAUAACUAAUAGAAUAUGCAGUUUGAUAGAUAUUUUAGCAAUGGUUUGGUGAGAAGAUGGACUUAUUGAGAUUGUUUGAGUUGUAUUAUCUUAAUCAGGAGAAAAAUUAAACGAUCAUGAUUGUGUUUACCUAAUUUUGGUGUUUCUGUUAUAAAGUUGUUAGUCUUAAAAGAUGACUUAAAUCUCGAUGUAGUAGUAAAAGGCCACCAUUCUAGGUCGAAACAGAAAUCAUUUUUAAGGCUUAUAAAUACAGAUCUAAGGGUUUAUAACUUAUUAUUCAUAUCAUUAAUACAGAAAUCUUAAUAUCCGUGUUUGCCUCGAUCUAGUUUCUCUCUAGUUAUCUUGCUUUCUUCCAGUUUAUUUUGUUGGUUAUUCAAAAGCUUUUGGUAUAACAAAUCAACAAGCGUUUGAUUGAUUAAACUAGUUUUUGAUUGUGGUUUCUCAGAAACAUUUGUUGAGGAUGAUAAGAAGGUGAAAGAGAAAGGAAAGUCAAGUAGUGAAGAAGAAGUUGUGUUUCCUCCAUUUGGAGCAGUGACUUACAAGGCCGUUGGUAAGGUGUGGAACAUGCCUUGGACAUCAGAUCAUGAUGAUAGAGAUAGGCAUGAAAAGGCUGCUUCCUCGUGGGUGGAAAAACUCGGCUUCACUCACAGUGAUUACAGGUUCUUUUUCAAAUGGAAGUUCUAUGGCAACCUCCGUCGGUGAUGCGGUGCUGCUGGGAUUUAUAUCUCUCUAUCUCUCUCUGAUCUUGAAGAUGGACCUUAUCUAUAUCUUUCUCUCAGACAAAACUGCAUGUUUUAUACUCUUGAGUUCGAGGUUUUUAUUUGUUUCUUUACAUUUUCAAGAGGAAGCUAUUGGUUAAUAUUUUGGCUAAGCAAAACUCUAUCCGGAUUUAAAUAGAUUCAUCCCAAAACCAUUUCUAAAAUGC